CGAAUCGAUACCAGAAGCUUAGCUACCCAGAAUCUAUAUGAGUAUUAUAUUAACUACGAUGAUUACACUUAUGAAAGGAGUACACACUGAAUGUUUAUAGAAUCUAACCUACCAAUCACCGAUCACUAUUCACGGCGGCUGAUAUUUAUCGACCAAUGGAAAAGAACCAAUCGCGAGCACGGAAUUUACAUCGCAUUGAAUUCAAUUGGUCGAACGCGCUUUUCGACCUAUCCGAAACUUUCCGAUCGUUCCCGAGUUAUGUCACCAUUUUAAAGCCCAUCGUGUUCGACAUAAUCACGCAUUGCAUAGGUUAUGCGCUUCUUGUUAGGAUGACGUUCGCUGUCGUUCGUUUAUUGAACGCUGUUAAACACGUUGAUGUUAUUUCUACGAGUGCUUAUACCGUUCUCGAAGAGGACGAAAUACUUCGUAUAUUUUCAUUAAACAAGACAAAUUCUUCCAACAAUUUUACCAUUGUCAAUUUGAUCGAUAAUUUUGAUAACAACACCAACGUGGAAACGGACAAAGUUCUUUGGAAAAUGAAAGACACAGAAGUUAUUUCUACCAAUCAUUAUUACGGCGAGUUGACAUUUACAGAUACCUAUAAGAAAGAAAUUGAUUUGGAAGCAAGUAGAUUAUUUAAAUUGGUACCUGCGUACGAUCCUGGUGCAGGUAGCGUCAGUGUUGAAUGUAAAAGAGAUGCUGAAAUUUUUCAACGAGAACUCGCCAAAUUUACAUUAUGGGCUUUGACGAUGUACGAUGCAACGGCUAAGAUACCUUCCGGUCUUUUAAAUGGUAACGUAAAUCAAUUGGGUGAUUUCGAUGAGUGUAUAAACACGGUUGGAACAAAUGAUAUUCGGGGACAAUACUGUUUGGCUUAUUUGCAAUUAAACGUUGAUAAAUCACGAACCGAUUUGAAACACUUACAUCGUCUUCUUCAUUCACAUUACAUUAUUAAAAGCAACGUAACAGACCCAGGACAUAGAGUACCACGUUUCAGUACAGUGAAUUGGGCCGUUUGUACUCCAGCAUCUUGUUCACCUCAUGACGUUGAAAUAUCUCUUCGUGAUACUUUAUCCAAAUACACGUCUCAAAGUGGAUUACAAAUUUCAGUUCAUGUUGAUCGAGAUAUGUGUCAGGUGAAAAAUAAUCUACCACUUCCGAGAGAAACCAUUUUCGUUGGUAUUUUGUUCGUUACUGUAUUAGCAUUAACUCUCGUUGCUGCUUAUUACGAUCAUUAUAAAAUAUCUACCAACGAAAUUCUAUUAUCAUUUUCAAUUAAACGUAAUUUUAAUAAACUCGUCUCGUUGGAAAGAACUGAUGGGGAUAUAGCGAGUUUACAUGGUGUACGAGCUUUCAAUGCUUUGAUGUUAUUAUUAGCACACAAAAGUAUGGCAUUGUUUUUCAAUCCAUAUUCUAACAGAACUGAAAUGAGUGAGUAUUUAGGUAAACCAUGGACAGUUAUAGGAAGAGCUGCAAGUCUUUACACCGAUCCAUUUAUUAUGCUUUCUGGUCUUCUUACCAGUUAUUCUUUCAUUGGAAGAAUUAAAAAAACUGGCUAUUUGGAUAUUAAAAACGAAUAUCUAGGUCGACUUUUUAGACUGGUACCAACUUUAGGUGCAUUGAUAUUAUUUUGCACUUACAUCAUGCCACAUUUGGGUUCUGGACCUCAAUGGAAUUUGGUGGUAACACAACACGCAAAUAUUUGCAAACAAAACUGGUGGAAAAACUUUUUAUUCAUUCAUAAUUAUUUUGGAUUUGAAAAUAUGUGUUUAACGCACACGCAUCACAUAGGAAUAGACACACAAUUAUUUGCACUGUCUCCUUUCUUGGUACUGUUAUUAUAUAAGAAACCAAAAAUUGGUGGUAUAGUUUUACUUACUAUAGCUACAUUCUCAACAAUGUUAAGAUAUUACGUAACAUAUUCCAAACGUCUUAACAAUUAUGUUUACUUCGGUAUAUCAAUAAAACAACUGUUUGAUACGGCAAAUAUGUCGUACAUUUUACCGAGUCACAGAUUGACCGUAUACAUUAUGGGAAUAUUUGUUGGAUAUUUACUCCGAUUAUUACCUAAACAAUUUAAAAUGAAUAAAAAUACCUCUUACAUUGGUUGGAUUUUGUGUACAACAAUGUUCUUUGCAUCGGUUUUUGCUCCAGCAAAAAUGGGAAGUAUAGAUUACAUUUAUAAUCCAAUGCACGCAGCUAUGUAUAAUGCAUUUGCUCCUAUCGGAUGGUGCAUACUUUUCGCUUGGGUAAUAAUUAUGCAUCAAACAGGAAAUACCAAUGGAUGGUUAGGAAGAACUUUAGCUUGGAAAGGAUUCGUUGUUACCACCAGGCUCAGUUAUGCUAUUUAUUUGACACAAUUUCCGGUUUAUUUUUAUAACGUCGGACAUACUCGUAGUGUCGAGUAUUUUGAUUUCAUAAAACUGGUGUUUAACAUGACGGAAUUUUUCUGGAUCCUAAUUGCAUCCGUUACUUUAACUUUGCUCUUUGACACGCCCUUUCAAAAUAUUAAAAAUUAUUUAUUGAAAAAGCAAAGGAUACGAGAACAAAUAUUAGCUAAAUCAUUGAAAUCGGAAUAACACGGUUAUACUAAAUAUAUUUUAUUUUUUUUACCAAAAUUAGAUUUAAGUAUUGUAAAUAAUCUCGACAAAAUAUAUAUAUAUGCGUUUAUAUAUACUUGGUCGUAAUAGUAAUUAAUAAUAAAUCACAUUACUUGCGAUUGCAUUGUAUAUGAUGAUAUAUAAUGUAUAUAUGACUGUCAAGAAAAUAUUAGUCAUACUUGUAUGCGAAUAUAUAUAUAUGCAAUGGUAUAUAUAUAUU
Messenger RNA from Polistes canadensis, 2820 nucleotides. Its product is annotated as nose resistant to fluoxetine protein 6. Gene Ontology annotation, molecular function: acyltransferase activity, transferring groups other than amino-acyl groups. The transcript has 14 exons. NCBI's taxonomy places the organism in Eukaryota, Metazoa, Arthropoda, Insecta, Hymenoptera, Vespidae. The coding region runs from base 156 to 2579 and encodes 807 amino acids. The record is from RefSeq and is a predicted model, not a curated record.